Styela clava is the source of this 3714-nucleotide messenger RNA. RefSeq names its product inter-alpha-trypsin inhibitor heavy chain H2-like. The record is from RefSeq and is a predicted model, not a curated record. Gene Ontology annotation, molecular function: serine-type endopeptidase inhibitor activity. NCBI's taxonomy places the organism in Eukaryota, Metazoa, Chordata, Ascidiacea, Stolidobranchia, Styelidae. Gene Ontology annotation, biological process: hyaluronan metabolic process.
AGAUAACUUACAUCAAAAUAAACUCUCUAGUAUAAAGUGUGAAAUAGAACUUUUCGGGUGCUGAUACAAUUUAUUGAUUGCAAUUAUUUGGCCAUAUUAAGUCUCCUGAUAAGAUGCGACGAUUUUGAUGUACAAACGAGAAAUACAAGAGGAAUCAAAUACAACAAUUGUUACGAGUUCUAAGGCGGCGAUGACGACAUUGCAACAAGACAUAAAUAUUAAUUAAUCGAUGGUGCUGCCGGCAUUUUUACUCCAGACAAUGCGACAUCGAAAAAUGAGAGACCACAUAUUAUGCCUUCGUCUCUAUAAAAUGAAUAGAUUUCGAAGACAAAUCACACAGCCUUCGUAGACUAGGUCGCGACUCGACACUUUCGUCCUUUUCCAUCCAAAAUGCAAUGUUAACGGCACUUGCAUUGUGACGCAGCUUUCAAGUUACCACCUGACCAGACCAGUCCUUCGCUAUAUGAUUCCUACAAUUAUUCGCACAUUUGAGGACAGACAAUUUUUGCGGGCAAUGGAAAUAAACACGGUAAUGUUCAUAUUAAAACCCCUCUGCAUUUUCCAGUAUUACAACAUAUUGCAGUUAGUGAAAUAGUCGGUAACAUGCUGUUAAAGGAGAUUGCUAUCGUGGCGGUUUUGGCAUCGUGUUUCUGCGUUUGGAAGGCGGAUGCAUCUCAAACAGAAUCGUUUGAUGUGAAAACCGUUAUCACUGCUAGAUUUGCCGAAACAACAAUUUCAAGUCAAGUUAGGAACGACAAGACCAGAAGUCAAGAAAUCAACUUUCAAGUCCUGUUACCAAAAGAAGCAUUCAUCUCUGGAUUUUCAAUGAUAAUAGACGGGAAAACAUAUGAUGCAAUUGUCGAGGAAAAAGUAAAGGCAGAAAAAGCGUUUCAGGCGGCAAAGGAACUUAAUAAGACGGCAGGUCUUGUUUCAACUAGAAAAGAAUCGACUAAAACAUUCAAAACAAGCGUAAACAUCGAAGCUGGAGAGAUGGUAGAAUUUCGUCUUGUUUACCAACAAUUAAUAAGGAGGAUCAGAGGGAAGUACAAACACCAAAUCAUCCUACUUGGUUCCCAACUAACAGAUUUAUUGAAGAUCGAAGUAUAUAUAUGUGAGAAACAACCAAUAAAAACUAUCAACGUCCCUCCGAUUCUAUCAAGUGACGGAAAGAACGUAACCGUAAAGACAGUUGUAGACAAACAAAGAAAUUCAGCACACGUCGAAUACUUGCAAGGAGAUAAUCAUGAAGCAACAAAAGCCUUGGCAUCUAGCGGAGGAAGUUUUGUCGUCGAAUAUGAACUUGAACCAACUCCUGACGCGGGACAAAUUGUACUGAAUAAUGGAUUUUUUGCUUACUUCUAUGCACCGGCAAUAAAAAUUGAACCACGACGUGUGGUUUUCGCAUUAGAUACAUCUGGUUCGAUGUCAGGAUACAAAAUAUCACAAUUGAAGGAAGCUAUGAUCAAUAUUGUUGAUAAACUCACCGAGGAAGAUAGGUUUUCUAUUGUCACUUUUUCAAGCGGCGUCACCACGUGGAAAGGAACAAACCGCUUGCAAAGUGGAUCUAGGACGAACAUCGAAGACUCAAAAAGUUUCAUUCGAAAUCUGAUAGCUGGGGGAGGAACCGAUAUCCAUGGCGCAUUGAAAAAAUCACUUGAAAUGUUAAAUAUUGAUGUGGGAAACGUUACAGUCGAUCGAUUAUCAAAUUAUAUUGUUUUUGUGACUGAUGGACAACCUACGUCAGGUGUGAUAACAGAUCCCUCUGGAAUUCUGCAAAACGUAGACUCUGCAAACACUAGAAAUUUUUCAAUUCACGCUAUCGGCAUUGGAUCUGGAGUUGACGCAGGGUUUUUAAAAUCUCUUGCUGCUAAAAAUAAUGGAACGUGGACACAGAUCCUUGCGGACCUCAAUGCGGCACUUCAGAUACAGAACUAUCUUGACGAACUGAGUGUUUCGCUACUGAAAGAUAUCGUCAUUGACUACCCCGAAGAUAUCGUUGACGAAUUCAUUGUUCAUAACAAAGAUUCUUUUCUUGCUGGCGGUGAACUUAUGGCUUUAGGUAGAUUCAAAGAAAACAUCGAUCCUAGAAAUCGAGGGCCACAUGUCAUCCAAAUAACAGGUAAUGCCGAGGGCGACGUAGUUCUUCAAGCACAAUUUUUUCUGGAUGAAAAGCCUCCUGGUUGUAGAGCCGUUCCCUCCAACGUUGUUAAAGAUUUUGGAAUGAAAUCGUUUGCUCUAACUGAUGUUGUUGAAACUCUUCGCCAAUAUGACGCAGAAACUGAUGAUAUCUUGAAAGAAGAAAUUAAAGAAUUAGCAAUAAAUAAAUCAAUCACUGCUGGACUCGUAACUCCUGUCACUUCAAUGCUCGUCAUCAAACCAGAAGACAAAAAAGAUAUUGAAAACAAAAUUGCGGAGGGAGAGAAUAAGCACGCAAAACAGGAUAUUUCAACAACUCCCGCGCCCAGACCAGCAGCUACCCGAAGUCCUGUUGCCACAACUGUUCCGUGGUGGCAAGUACAGGGUGAUCCGCAUUUCAUUAUACAUCUAAGUGAUUCUAUUACGACUUGCUUCAACUGGCUCGGAGAAAGUGGAGAGGUUUUCAAUUUGUUACACGACCCGAAACACGACAUCGUUAUUAACGGGAUGGUAGAUGGACCUGACUCAGUAUCGAAGAAAACUUAUGCAAUUUUCAUUACCAAGCUCGUCAUCUUACUAAAAAAAGAACAUUUGGCUAUAACGAUAAAUGCUAGAGAAACAAUUGUCCGUGACAAUUCAAGUGGAAACAAAAGAAAGAGAGAUUUGAAGUUGCCGAUGGUCAAUGUUGCAAGUUAUCAAGCAGUAUAUGGUCACGUCAUCUUCAGAAUUAGUAACGUUACCGUCGCGCAUACAAUUCUCAACGUCACUGUAGCUGAAAACAUCAGUUUCAUUGUCAAUUUGCAUCAUACUUCUGCAACGCACCAAUCUAAAGACGUUGCUCAUUUGGAUUUAAUGAUUUCUGGAACUGAAAUGCUGUCACCAGAUGUUGGGGGAGUGUUUGGAAGAUUUCCUCGCAAGCAAUUAACUGGCGAAGAGAAUGUAGCAAGUAUUGAAACUUCUGGAUCCAAAACAUAUUUAUGGUACAGAGACCAAGUGACUCCUGUAACCAAGACCUCAAUGAUGGUACCUUAUCUUCACAAGAAGGUUGAAUGUUGGUUUGUUGCAAAACCAUCUGCAAUACUAGGAGCUGCUCUCGAUUCAUUCAAAUUAAAUUCUUUAGCGUCGCGUCCACGUAAACAGAUACACGAACGCUAAUUACUUGAAAUCAUCAAUUUUUUUUUCUAGUGAAUGUAGAACUAUAUUCCUUUCAAUCAUGGCGGUUUGUAUUUUUUAAUUAUGAUUGUAAUAGAAUUAUUUUUAAUGCGAUACGACAAAAAACAAUUGAUAUAUAUAUAUAUUUUAUGCAUGUUUCAUAUACUGCAAUAUCAAUGAAAUGAUGGCGAUAGCCACCGAUAAUAUCCUUAUAUGUUUGCUCUGGGUAUUACUCAAAGUGCAUCCAGUUAAAAUAAAGAAUAAGAAGAUACUGCAAUGAAUAUCUGACAAGAAUAUCGUCACCGCAAAAGAAAAUCGGAAUACCAUUUACUUUGUGUAAACUUGAUUGCUUUUUAGAUUUUAAAUAUAUACUAUAUAUACCAUUUUUGCUUUCAUGCGAUAAAUAAAAAAGGUUAAUGCAACAUU